AUGGGAGGACUUCCAGGAGUGGUGUACUUAUCCGACCUUUUAAAGGUGAUUGAUGCGAAACGGCAGACUGGAUUCAAUGGUGAUGAUCCUAAAUCAUUCAUAGACGUACCUCAUCAUUUACUGGCCAAAGAUGGUUUCCCAUUGCAAGGGAAUUGGCGGGAUCCAGCUUGUCAGAAAGAUAUAAAUUCUACAAGGCUAAAAACUAGUGGGUUGUUGCCAUCUGGGGUAAAAGAGGGGUUGAAAUCAGGUGUGAACGAAGUUAUUGACCCACUACAAAUUCCUCCUAAGCUACCAACUGGCGCAUUGAUACCAUCCGGGGUGGAAGAAGCAGAAAUCUUAGGAAAGAGAUUGCCUGGGGUCAAAGUGGUCAAACCCAAGCAAAAUCUUCCUAAUUAUGAACGUCAGCCAAUGUCUUUACCAUUGCUUUAUGACUUGGAGCAGGGUAAGGAAGGAGUCAGGGUCCCAGUUGCUGGGAAAGUACAACGUGGGGCUACAACGUGUCAUUGCAAGCAGGCUGAGAAGGGAAUAGCGGCGCAUAAGGGUGAUGUGUCUUUGGGUUUGGAAGCGUCAAAGCCUGGUGUAUCGUUCAGAAAGGAUUUGGAUCAACCUCAGUAUGCAUCUUCUAGCAAAUCAUCACCUCUCACAUCACUCUCAGUACUGGAAGCAAAGAUUGCCAAUGCUAAUCCUACUUCUGCAGUGAUCAAUGCCAAAGGCUAA
This is a messenger RNA of Melampsora larici-populina 98AG31, 717 nucleotides long. RefSeq lists its product as uncharacterized. The transcript is spliced from 7 exons. The record is from RefSeq and is a predicted model, not a curated record. NCBI's taxonomy places the organism in Eukaryota, Fungi, Basidiomycota, Pucciniomycetes, Pucciniales, Melampsoraceae. Bases 1 to 717 code for a protein of 238 amino acids.